AUGAUUGCUCGGACCAUGUCGACUGCCCGGAUCCCCGCAGAAGCCUUCUACAAAGAGUACCAUGGACACCAGGUGGGCCACCUGGAGCCCUUGGUCAAAACCCUCCGGGCAAACGGCGCCCAAAGCUUCAUCUACUUGGCCGGCGAUUCCACUUUGGACAACAAGCAUUGGCUGUUUACACACCGCGGAAGCUUUCGAGAAGAAAAGUCUGCGGCAGCGGCGAUCAAUGGAUAUGAGAAGGCCUUAGAUCCACCCAUCAUGCUCAAGGACGUGAGCUACUGGAUCAACCAAGAGUGCAGCCGAGCGCAGCCGCAAGCGAAUACACCUUGCAUCAACUGCGCCGUGGAGGAAUCCUGCAUCGUGCAGCGGGAGGUGGGUGGGCUACUGGAUCAAGAUAAGUUCAUUCGGGACAAUCUCCGCGAGGAGGAUGUUCUUGUGGUUGACAUGGGCGGCAAUGACGUGGCCUUGCGGCCCACAUGUUGGCUGAUAGUACAUAUGGCUUGGCUGCUCUAUUUGACACCCACAUGCCUGAUCCGAUGCGGUCCGUUCCUCGCUCCGGGUCUUUGGUACUUCAUCUACAUGUUCCGGGUGCGCCUGAGAAGGAUCAUCGAGAAGCUGACCGCCAAGACAAAGCCCAAGAAGAUCAUCGUCUGCAUGCUUUACUACCUGGAUGAAACCCCAGGGGGGAGCUGGGCCGAUGGCACCCUGCAGGCUCUCGGCUACAACACGAAUCCUGACAAGCUGCAGACCGUGAUGCGACAGGUGUAUUCCUGGGGUGUCUCGCAGCUUUCCAUCCCCGACGUGACGAUCGUGCCGCUGCCACUCUACGAAGUCCUGGAUGGGAAGGACACCACGGACUACGUUGCCCGGGUGGAGCCAAGCGAGAAAGGUGGACAAAAGAUGGGAAAGGCCAUUGCCGAAGCCAUCCUCGCACAAGAGAACGAGUGA
This is a messenger RNA of Symbiodinium sp. CCMP2592, 948 nucleotides long. The record is from the annotation of a GenBank genome assembly. NCBI's taxonomy places the organism in Eukaryota, Dinophyceae, Suessiales, Symbiodiniaceae.